GUUGAAGAAUAAUAUUGUCCCCAAUUCCACCCCAGCUACUACUUGAUCAUCUCCUCGUGUAAUGUCCAAAUUUCCGUUAACUCAAGUUGCCGACGCGCUUCGGAAGGAUUGCGCUGUUAAAGAAAAAUGGUACCAAUUUUGUAUUGUUCUGUCUGGUACGGCUAAGUUGGAAGAUGUCGACAUGAGAAAUUUUAACAAUGGGCAGGCCAUCUCGAAAAUAUUGGAGCGAUGGAUCAAGAAAAGUGGAGGAAAUGCAACUUUACAUGAUUUGGUUAUGGAGUUGACCAUUGCGGAUUUUACUACCACUGCAGGUCAAUUACAAAGUGAGUUCCUUCCGAUCCCAAAGAUUGUUGGUUCGAACCCAAUUGGGACAUUCUCUUAAGGAGUGGUUAAAGAGAAAAUUGUAGUAAAUACUGGAUUUUCUAUUCGAGAUAUAAUUAUUCUGCAACAUGUAUGCAUAAUUAAUAAAGUUUUAUUUGUAAACAAAUAACAAACAGUUGAUAAUUACAAACAAUAAAGGAUUCGAUCAAUCAAUUCGAUCAAUUAAAAUUGAUAUUUAUGAAAGCGCCAUACCUAAAUUUCUUAUUUUGAGGCUAAAAAAAACACUUAAAUCAACCUGCAUAUUUUGUUUUUGAGUAAUGUGCCACUAAAAUAUACAUACAUAUUUUUAUCCUGCAUAUAUGUAAUUAUCCUGAAUGAAAGAUGUCGUUCUGUAUAUUAUCAACCUGUUUUAAAAUUUUUCUGAAAAUUCCAACAUAUAGGGUGAACACUUUGCAUAAUUGUAUGUAUGCAUGCAGGAAUACCACUAUUAUCGAUUAACAGAUAAAAGCGAUAUUUUGUUUAUAAUUCUUAUCAGUUUUAUUAUGCCAACCGUUUAAUCAGUGUUUAGAAAAGCGGUUGUAUAUUUGUCCAGCCUUAUCAAAGCAUACUUAUCAAAGCAGGAUGUGAGUAUCUUUAUAUAUUGAAAUGAUUUAUCCUCCGUCAAUAGCGAGCCAAUUGCAGAACUUGUUGAUGCAAUUAGUUUUUGUCCACUUCUUUCGUUUCUUGUAAUAUUUUUCAAAAUGGAUAAUUUGUUGAAAAGAAUCCAGCAAAUUAAAAAGGCUCACUUGGAAGAUCCUCUACUUCUUGACUGGAAAGAGAUUUAUGGGAGAAUAUUAGAUCCUACACGUGCUGUUAGUUUGAGAAUUUUGGAAGAUAAGCUACGUCAUGGCGAAUUGCAGCCAUAUAGUCUAAUUAAUGAUCUAGUAGAUUACGGUAUGAGUGAGAAGUCUGAGGAUUUUGAAAAAAAACUAUUGCAUGAAUUGAAAAAUUGCCAGCAUGCAAAAUUAUAUGACCGGUUAACCGGAAUGUCCUUCCAUUCUCCCAUUCGCUUUCAUAUGAAGAAUUAUCCCGGCAAAUUUUUCGGCGGAGGUGACAACAUCAAGUGGCUUAGGGAACAGUAUUCGCAGCCAAAAUCUAACUUCGUUACUGUCUAUGGAUUAGAAGGGAUGGGCAAGAGCAGGACUGUGUCACAGUUUAUCUUGGAAACCAGUAAAUCAAUUGAUGAUCUUGCGUGUGCUUCCUUGGAUUGCAUCAAUGCAUUAAAUUUUCAUAACGAUUGUGCCUCCUUUGGAAAAUAUAUUCAGGAUAUACAUAAAAUCUCUCUGCCCGUAAAUCUGAAGAAGUUGGAGACAUGGAAACCAAACAAUUUGCUGGGGGUCAUUUCGAAUGAAAUUUAUAAACUCGCAAAAUGCAAAUGGAUUCUGAUCCUGGAGAAUUGUCAAGAAUCUAUUAUAAAACAAUAUGACUUAUUGAGCUUACUGGAAACUUGCAGAAAUGAAGUAAUGAUAGUUGCAGUUAUCCGUUUUAAAAGUUCUGAAUUAGAAGACAAGGGCGAAGCAAGGAAAAUCGAUCCCCUAUCCGAUUCAGAAGCAAACGAAUAUUUGCAAAGUUUACUAAGAAUAAAAAUUGUCAAACCAGAAAAUUUGAAUAAUCUAAAAUUAAUUUGCGCUAUGGCCCACAAUUAUCCCAUUGCUCUGGAGUAUGCUGCAUCAUACAUUAGAAAAAAGAAUAGCGAGAUUAGCUCCAUUCCCCUCUCACUUACAGAAUUUAUAAAACUAUUGGAAAAUUCCAGAACAAGCGGAAGUAACGGAAGCGAAACAAGCAAACAAUUUCAAAACUGCCUUUCCGAUACUCUGAAGGUUGUAAUUAAUAAUAUGCAGGAGAAACCAUAUGCUUGGAAACUGCUUCAAAUAUUAGCACAUUUAAGACCUCAAGAAAUAAGUAUCGCACUUAUCAAGAAAAUCUUACCAGAGAAUGAGAAUAACGAGCUCAGGCCCACUCUGGCAAUCCUUAAACAGGCUUUGUUAAUCUCCUUCGUCGAUGAUGAAGAUGACGAAUUUUUUGAGGUUAGCUCAGCAGCGCAACCGUACUUGAAACAAUUAUGUGAUCAAAACGGGGAUGCUCUAAAAUGGUUAACAACAUUCAUAUUCAGCAAGACCGAUGAGGUUAGUGACUUUUCUCAAUUAGAACUUCUUCAAUUUGUGCACAUCUUUCCUCAACUUUUGCAAACCAACAACGAUAAAGAACCAGAACAUAUCUUGGCAGUGGGAUUGAGCAUAGUAAAACGCUUAGAAGGGUUAACUCUGUUCCGAGAAAAAUUAUGCUUUACAGAAGCUGUACACAAAUGGUGUAGCUUUUCGGGACACAAGACUCUUAAAAUCGGGAUGGAUCUAUCGAAACAAUAUGCCUCAGCACUUACCAGAUUUCGGGAUACGGACACCGCCAUGACAAUCUAUAAAGAAAUGUAUCAAGGCUCCUGUGAAGCAUUUGGGGAACAUGCGGCAUAUUCAGUAGGGAUUCUAAAUUCUAUUGGGGGAAUUCACUAUUACAAGAAAGAGCAUAAAGCCGCCCUGAAAUGUUUUCAAAAGGUUUUGGAUCAACAGCGCCAACUAUAUGGCGAUUCAUUUAAGGGACACCCCAAAGUUUUUAUAACUAGAAGGAAUAUAGCAAGCGCUUACAUUGAAUUGGGUCGGUUUAAGGAAGCAGAAGAAACAUUGGAGGAAUUGAUUCAGCAAAGAUUACAGCCUGAAUCAGAAUAUCUAGAAUCCGUUCGAACACUAGGAUACUACUUUUAUAAACGGGAUUUGUUUGAGAAGGCAAUUGAUCAAUUUCGAAUCGCGGUUAAAAUCAAAAAUAUCGAUCUGAGAAGGACUGCACAAUUCAAUUUAGGCCGUUGCUUAGUACGGAUUGGAACAGAUGAGGCAACUGAAGAAGGUCUUAAAAUUUUGAAGGAAGUUCAUAGUUAUCGGAGAGAAUGUUAUGGAAAUGAACACAAGGAAACGUUGAAGGUAUACAAGUUACUUCCACCACCUGAAAGUGUGGCUAAAGUUCAACCUGGAGGCGUUGCCACCAGAAAUGACCAUGAUCCAAGUUCAACUCCUUUGACAAGUAAAGAAAGAGAUCGAUUUUCCCAAAUUAUAUAUCCAAGGGAUCAACCCAACACUUUAUUACACAGCUAUAAGGAAAAUAAGGCUGCCCUGAAAAGGAAACAAUUCAUGGAGAAGUUGUAUAUGAAGAAAAGACAUCGUGAUCAAUUAAAUAAUUUUGAAGCGCCUUAUCUAUUAAAUGCAUAGGAUUCGGAAUACUGUAAGGGUAAUACAAAAAUUUAGUAUGAUAUUACACAUAUCUAAGUAUAUUUAUGUUCCCACACUCGAUCUUAACUUUGUACUGUCAGGGACCACCAGGUCUUCCACCAUAAUAAUCUGUGUAUGCAAAACCAACCCAAAACCAAACCAACAAAUAUGUCUCAACUUGGUUGGCUACCAAGUUCAGAUGAAAUAAAGCAGACAACAUAAAAGAUACAAUACUCCUCUCUCUGAGGACACCGGGGGAAGAAGAAGAACAAAUUGAUUAGUAGUUACUUAAAAUUUUAUUGAAGAUACACGCUGUCCUUCGGCAGGUAAAUAAAUUUUACUUGUAUAUGGAGCAAACAAGCUCUUUUCCCAUUAACUUAUAAUUAGACCCCCCAUGAGAAAUCCUAGUAAAUACAGUACUGAUCCACAAAAAAAUCACAAGGUUCGUCUUAAAGGUUUUUUUGCUAACAUGAUGAAUAAAAAAUUAUCCUUUUACUAGUAAGCAUUUGAAAAAAUUCCUCUCUAAGUACACUCAAAAUAAACUGGUAACAGGCUUUUAUCAGGCGGUGACUAUAUAUAUAUAUAUGACGCUACCGCCAUGGUAACAAAUAUGUUGCUUAGCAGUCGUACAUUUAUUACCAGGCUGGCAAUAGUUGCCAGCUGGCGAGUGACAAAUAUUACCAACUUGGCAAUACCUUUACAACCUGUGGUAACAAAUUUAUUACCAUGGUGGCAGAGUCACAUAUGGUCACCGCCGCUUAUAAAGAAUUAUUUUGAGUGUACUUGCCACCACGAAUUUUUGAGAGGUUUGGUAGAGAUUUUAUCCUGGUACAAAGCGAUGACUUGCAGAAUUCUAUAGCUUCAUUCGCGGCCAAUGCAAAUUGCAUUAUGCAAUUGUACGAGACAUAUACAACUUAAAUGCAAUUGCACACAGAGCAUCAAUCAUGCAUGCUUUAACUUUAUACAUUUAAUAGUGGUAGAAAGUUUGUAUAACACAAAUUUUUAGCACGAAGGGUUCAGAACGUUACUUAAAUUAGUACGACUUAUGUUCAGGAUACUAUUUAUCUUAUAAGUAUGACAGUGACACUGCUUUUCUGUGACGAUACCGCAUCUUUUAUAAUAUUGUACUUGACUUUCUUAUCCUAAAAUAUCUAAUGUAUUGAAAAUGUAUGAAAAAUUUGAAUUUGGACAUUUUGUAUUAAAAGUCUAUCAAAAUUCAAGUCAUAAAAUAUGAACUUUGGAUCGUUAAAAGCUAUGGUCUUAUGCACUUCACUUCACAUACUUACACAUUACUGAUAGUUGCUAAGCUACGACAAGUUCUUGCUAACGAAAAUAUGUACAUAUUUAAGUAUAGGGUUGCAAGUAAUAAUUUGUAUCAUAGCUACGAUAAAAAAUUAAAAGACGAGUAAGAGUGA
Messenger RNA from Folsomia candida, 5029 nucleotides. RefSeq lists its product as uncharacterized. The coding region runs from base 1062 to 3614 and encodes 850 amino acids. Gene Ontology annotation, molecular function: protein binding. The record is from RefSeq and is a predicted model, not a curated record. The transcript has 4 exons. Lineage: Eukaryota; Metazoa; Arthropoda; Collembola; Entomobryomorpha; Isotomidae.